CUCUUACAGUUUUAUAUAUAAAAUGAAUAUUUCCGUAUGGUGGGGUACUUGUCGCCUUUGCAACCAGAUAAAGACGGUUACAAAAAUCAUUCAUCACUUCUUCUUUCUCACCUGAACCUGCCUCAAUCAAUCAUUUCUCUUUUCGAAACAGUAUCAUCUAUGUGAUUUGCGAUUGCAGAGAAACUUAAUUUCAAGUCUUUGAUGUUUGUGCACGUUACUAGCUAGCUUGCUAGCUUCAUUACCUUCCUCUCGUCAAGUGUUUUGAGUUUCAAUUUGAUCCUGCCAUAACAAUCUUCACCUGGAUUUGGAGGGAUCUGUUUUACGUGUUGGAAGACUCCAGGAAACAAGUUCGCCACGGUGCACAGUGUUAUAAAGCUAUUGAAGGCAGAGUUGAAUUGUUUCCCUAUCAUAUCUGUGAGUUACAUUAACCUUUUCGAGGAAAUUGGAUUUAUCCUCAUGGAUCAGUGAAAGUCUGCAAGUCAUGGAAGACGGUGGGAGUUUUGAAGAGAAGUUAUUUUCUAAUGGGGAUGUCUACGUCGGUAAGAUCAAGGGCAUACUGCCCCAUGGCAAUGGAAAAUACACAUGGUCAGAUGGAACCGUAUAUGAGGGUGACUGGGUAGAUGGGAAAAUGACUGGGAAAGGACUGAUCAUAUUUCCUUCAGGGGCAAAGUAUGAGGGUGAAUUCUCUGGGGGUUUCCUUCAUGGUUAUGGCACAUUGACUACAUCGAAUGCAGGCGUUUAUAGAGGUGGCUGGAGAAUGAACGCUGAGCAUGGAAUUGGACGGAAGGAGUAUCCCAAUUCAGAUGUAUAUGAAGGCUUAUGGAGAGAAGGAAUUCGUGAAGGCAGCGGGAGGUAUUCUUGGAAUAAUGGAAAUAUAUACGUUGGGAAUUGGAAAAAUGGAGCAAUAAAUGGCAGAGGGGUUAUGAAGUGGCCUAAUGGUGAUAUCUUUGAUGGUUCUUGGUUAAAUGGACAUAGACAUGGAUCAGGUGUUUAUAGAUUUGCAGAUGGAGAGCUUUAUAUUGGGACAUGGAGUAAGGGCUUGAAGGAUGGAAAAGGAACAUUCUAUCCCACUGGCAGUAAACAACCAUCUCUAAAGAAGUGGUGUAGUUCUCUUAACAGUGAAAAUAAUGGGUUGGUGUUAAAUACAGAAAAACAUAUGGCUCAAAAGUCGAAAGUAAAACGUAGCCUUUCUGAAAAGAUUUCAAGAAGUAGCAGUUCAAAAAGUUCACAUAACCUAUCUCAUAGGAGUAGGACUUCUUCAUUGGAUUCGAGUUGGGGUGUUCAAGAUCCUGCUGGAGAUUGCAUAUGUCAUGAUUCCUCAACCAAAUCAUCCCAAUCCUUUAAAGAAGCUCAAUCUGAUGCACCUGGUAAUUGUACUAAAGUUUAUGAGAGGGAAUAUAUGCAAGGGGUGCUGAUUAUGGAGAGAGUUCGGAGCUAUUCGGAAGUAUCUCAUACGAACAAACAGCAAAAUAAGUUUAGUGUGAAGCAAGUAAAGAAGAGCACAUGUAUAGACAUUUUUGGAGGUCGCCGAAGCCAUUUUCUGAAGCUUAAUUUGCAGCUUGGCAUCAGGUACACUGUUGGCAAAAUCACACCAGUGCCUGCACGUGAUGUUCGUUCAUCUGAUUUUGGAGAACGAGCUAGGAUAAGGAUGUACUUCCCUAAGGAGGGUUCACAGUUGACUCCUCCACAUUCUUCUAUAGACUUCUACUGGAAGGAUUAUUGCCCCAUGGUCUUCAGGAAUUUGAGAGAGAUGUUCAAACUGGAUGCUGCAGAGUACAUGAUGUCUAUCUGUGGUGAUUGUGGUCUAAGGGACAUAUCUUCCCCUGGAAAAAGUGGCAGCAUCUUCUUUCUUUCUCAAGAUGACAGAUUUGUGAUAAAGACACUGAAAAAAUCAGAGCUAAAGGUUUUGCUCAAUAUGCUUCCCAAAUACUAUUACCAUGUAGGGCAUCAUGAGAAUACUCUUAUUACAAAAUUUUUUGGGGUACAUCGAAUAAAACUAAGGGGUGGGAAAAAGGUGCGUUUUGUGGUCAUGGGGAAUAUGUUCUGCACAGAAUUGCAUAUCCACCGUCGUUAUGAUCUGAAGGGGUCUUCUCAUGGAAGAUUUACGGAAAAGGAUAAAAUUAGCAGCCAUACAACAUUAAAAGAUCUUGAUCUAAAAUACGAAUUUCAUAUGGAUAAAAAAUUGCGAGAAUCUCUGUUCAAACAAAUUUCUCUAGACUGCACUUUCUUGGAGUCUCAGCACAUAAUUGAUUAUAGCCUUCUGCUAGGAUUACAUUUCAGAGCUCCAGAGAAUCUAAGGGCCUUAGCGGAAUAUCCUGGAUCUUUACAGCAACAGGAUAGCUUAUCUUCUGGAGAAGAUUCAGUCAAGGAAGGGGAUGAGUUGAUUCUUCCUAAAGGGUUGCUGUUGGUUGCCCAUGAACCGGGCUCUGUGAACACUGCACCUGGACCCCACAUUAGAGGAAAUACGUUGAGGGCAUACUCCAUUGGGGACAAAGAAGUUGAUCUUUUACUUCCUGGUACUGCAAGGUUGAGAGUGCAACUAGGAGUAAACAUGCCAGCUCAAGCUACGCGCAAGGUUCAGAAGGAUAAGGUGGAGGCAUCAGAAAUUGAGCUUUUUGAGGUCUAUGAUGUGGUGCUGUACAUGGGAGUAAUCGAUAUAUUGCAGGAAUACAAUGCCAGAAAGAAAAUUGAGCAUAAUAUUAAGUCGCUGCAAUUUGACCCCAUGACCAUAUCAGUAGUAGAACCCAAGUUAUAUGCUGAGCGUUUCAUCAAUUUCUUGGAUAAAAAAGUAUUUCCGGAGACUCCCUGAUAUAUAUAUUGCUUUUUUAUUAUAUCCAUGUUUGUAAAUUCUUUUGAUCUGCGAGUCAUAUCUUUGUAAUUAAUUGUACCAAGUCAAGAGCAGUUUAUUUAUUGGAUAAUCGUUGUUACUUUCUGCAUGA
Messenger RNA from Arachis ipaensis, 2939 nucleotides. Lineage: Eukaryota; Viridiplantae; Streptophyta; Magnoliopsida; Fabales; Fabaceae. The record is from RefSeq and is a predicted model, not a curated record.